AUGGCCAGGAAGCUCUCUUGGAGUUCACCGCUCUCAGUUGCCUCCUUACCUCAUGCUCCUAAAGGGAGAGUGCUGGGAGUCUUAUCUUCCUCUGUUUUCUUCUUGGCAGGUUAUUUAACCGUUACUAGUGAAUCUCUUCCUCCUGUCGUCAUUGGAGAUACAGUCACACUCAAGUGCAACUUCCAAACAGAUGGCAGCCUGAAAGAGAUUGUGUGGUUUCGGGAAAGCGAACAGAUUAUUGAAGGAGCCAGUACCAAGCAAAAGAUUUUCAGCUAUAAUACCAUGUACAACACUAGCUACUCCAACAUGGAGGACAACCGCAAACGGGAGGACCUAGUAUACCAGUCAACAGUGCGACUUCCAGAAGUUCACAUGGAGGAUGAUGGCUUGUAUGAGUGCCAUGUAGGGGUUUAUGACAGAAAUUCCAGAGACAAAGUUAUUCUAGCCUCUAGCAGUAUCACCCUCACUGUCAUAGUACCUCCAAAGUCUAUCUCUGUGGUGGUGGCCAACAGCCCAGCUCCAUUCAGCCGUUACGAGGCUCAAAACUUCACUCUGGUUUGCAUUGUUACAGGAGCAAAACCAGCUCCCAUGGUAUACUUCAAGAGAGAUGGUGAGCUUAUUGAUGUUGUGCCAACAGCCCAGUCUUUUUCUUCAGUAGGAGUUCAAAGUAAGAGCCCAGGUCACAAAAAGAGCUGGACUAUGAACCAGGCAGGGCUUUGGAGUACCCAGGUGUUGACCAGUCGAGAUGUUGAUGACACCAAACUCCAGAGGACCCUGCUGGAGCAAGAGGAGAAGCAGGCCAGGAUAGACCAUAAUGGACCUGUUGACUCUCAGGGCCAAGAAGAAGAGUCUGAACUGAAUCCUGAGGAAACCACUGAGAUUAUCCCUGAGACAAUAGUGAGCAGGGAAUUUCCCCGCUGGGUUCAGACUACUGACCCUCUCUAUUACUUCUAUCACCGGCAGCAGGCAGCAGGCGAUGGCACCAUGGAGGUUAGAGCCAUGCUAACCUGGAGCCUCAACCCCCAACUUGACAAUGAGGCUCUAUUCAGCUGUGAGGUCAACCACCCAGCUCUAUCCAUGCCCAUGCAAGCUGAGGUCACAUUGGCUGCUCCCAGAGGACCUAAGCUGUCCAUGAGUCCCAGUAAAGCCAAAGUGGGAGAUACAGUGCGGAUCACUGUCCAGGGCUUCCAGCUGGGACCGUCUGCAAGUGAAGUCUUCCCUGAGCCAAUGUUCACUUGGACCAAGGUUGGUGGGGAUCUGCUUGAUGGCAGAGCAGUCCAUAACGGAAGGGAACUCAUCCUGGAGAGAGUCCCUGCUGAGCUCAAUGGCUCCAUGUUUCGCUGCACAGCCCAGAAUCCUCUGGGCUCCACGGAUACCCACACCCGCCUGAUCGUGUUUGACAACCCAAGACUGAAGAGAGGAAAAGAACAUUACAUUGCCAUCAACACAGCAGUCGGUCGGCACUCCUUCACAUUAUCCACCAUUCUACUGCUGAGAUUCACCUGUGAGCUGACGUGACCCGAAGCUCUGCUCUGCUGCUAAACACACUACCCAACUUCCUGAGGCACCAUCAGUGACCCCUGAAAGUAGUUAAACCUCCAACCAGUCCUUCUGCUUGAGCACCUAGGAGGAAGGACUCCUUCUGAUUCUGCAUUAGACACAGAAUGAAGUUUCAGAGGCAAUUUACAUGUAAUCUUGGGAAUACUUGAGAUUUACCACUACCAUAGGGAUAAUAGUAGAUAGAUUGUAAGUUGGCCAGUCAGCAUUAUCAGCUGCCAGGAUUUUGAUUCAUAGCAUCACUCCGGCUGCCAGAUUUAUGUUAUAUAAACAAAAACCCACAACCCAGGCCAACUCAAAGACACAUCAAAUAUUGAUUAGUUAGGGCUAUUAUUCAAAAAGAUC
Molecule: messenger RNA, 1902 nt
Organism: Neolamprologus brichardi
Lineage: Eukaryota; Metazoa; Chordata; Actinopteri; Cichliformes; Cichlidae
Gene: igsf21b
Product: immunoglobin superfamily, member 21b
Biological process (GO): heterophilic cell-cell adhesion; homophilic cell-cell adhesion
Cellular component (GO): adherens junction
Source: RefSeq, a predicted model, not a curated record